AUGGCCGACCGCCAACUCCAACAGAUCCUCACCCAGCUCAAGUCCCAAUCCGCCUCCCUCUCCUACCCGGACGCCGCCUCGCUGCUGUCCAAGGCCAAGCUGCUGCUGCUACAGCUCAACGCCCUGACGCCCAGCACCGCCGCCUCGCCGCAGCUGCUCGCCCUCGCGCGCGAGACCUACGAGCAGGGCGCCCUCUACUCCAUCCGCGCCAAGAACCCCGACGCCUUCACCCGCUAUGUCUCCCAGCUCAGCCCCUUCUACGAACUGCCCGCCGCCGUGCUGCCGCCCAACCUGCCCGAGCGCAACAAGGUCACCGGCCUGUACCUGCUGCUGCUGCUCACCCAGGGCCGCUACGCCGAGUUCCACUCUGAGCUCGAGGCCCUGAGCACGCGCGAGGGCGGUGGUGGUUCCGUUGAUGUCGAGGGGGACCGGUUCCUCGGCUACCCGAUCAGACUGGAGAGAUGGUUGAUGGAGGGCAGCUACGACCGCGUGUGGAAGAGCAUGAAGAGCCGUGAGGUGCCGAGCGAGGAAUACGCUGUCUUCUCAGAGAUUCUAACCUCUCAAAUCCGCUCUGAGAUUGCGAGCAGCAGCGAGCGUGCCUAUCCUUCCCUACCACUUUCCUCCACAAAGUCCCUCCUCUUCCUUGAGUCUGAGGGCGCCGUCAUCGACUUUGCGCACAGCAGGGGCUGGAUCGUCAAGGACGGCAUGAUCACUUUUCCCAAGGAGGCGGAUGUGGCGGUGGAUGAGAACGGUGCACCACAGGAGAAGGAGAUGAGCCAGAUGGUCAUCGAGAACACGUUAGGGUACGCCCGCGAGCUAGAGACGAUUGUCUAA
Messenger RNA from Phaeoacremonium minimum UCRPA7, 834 nucleotides. Its product is annotated as putative 26s proteasome non-atpase regulatory subunit 8 protein. The transcript is spliced from 2 exons. Gene Ontology annotation, biological process: proteasome-mediated ubiquitin-dependent protein catabolic process. Lineage: Eukaryota; Fungi; Ascomycota; Sordariomycetes; Togniniales; Togniniaceae. The coding region runs from base 1 to 834 and encodes 277 amino acids. Gene Ontology annotation, cellular component: cytosol; proteasome regulatory particle; proteasome regulatory particle, lid subcomplex. The record is from RefSeq and is a predicted model, not a curated record.